UCUUAGCAACCCAAGAAUAGUAUAAUUGUAAUAUUUUUAUCCAUGCAACAUGGCCUCCUAAUAGUAUUCCAAUCCUGUUCCUUCCAUUUUAAUUAUUAACUAAACUACAAUUUAUAGCAUUAUGAUUCUGCUUUUAACUGUCCUGGGUGCCUCCUAUGCAAUGAUGGGCUUUGUAGUUUCAUGAGGCACUACAGCUCCCUGGAUGUAAAUCCUAAAAUGGUCCUCCCUAAACUGCAUAUCUUAGAGAUGGAACCAUGACAGUUUAAAAUGGAAUUAUACUGGUAUAACUGUGUAGUGUGGCAGCAUUUCCCCCUCUUUACAAACCCUAACAAAGUCCUCACAGACAGCAGAACAAUGUCGGACAAAGAAGAUGAGGCUAAAAAGAGUUGCCAGGAACUCAACCUGGCAGUAUUGGCUGAGAAAGAACAGCUUCAAUCUGCUUGGAAGGAAGAGUGUCAAUCCAAGCCUUUGGAAGAACCACUUUCUUCUGCAAAUUCUUCUGCUGAGGUUCAGCAAGGAAAGGCUUCUGCUUCUGCUGCUAGUGCUUCUGCUUCUUUUAAGAAGCCACUCCUAGAUGGAUGGGAUCAGCCAGCAGAUAAUCGCUGUAAUAACAAAGCAGAGAAGCACCAAGGCUUCCCAGCUGUCCAUGUUCCUUGUGUGAAACCACUGACUGUUGAAAACGAUAUCACCCACCCACAGCGCUGUGCUGCCAUUACAAGUGAUAUGUGUGACAUGCUCCUGGGGGACGAGCUGGACUACAAAGGUUGCAUGAGCAGCAUUUCCGCAUUCAUUCUGGAGAGAGAAGUUGCUGACAGUCAGAGCUCUUGCAAGGAGACCUAUGAACUGGUCGCUCUGGGAACAGGGGACGCUUGCUACAAAGGUUGGAUGGAGUUCAAGGGCAGGAGGCUCCAUGAUAUGCAUGGCAUGGUAGUAGCCCGCAGAGCCCUCCUGAGGUACUUUUAUAAGCAACUACUGAUGUACUCCAGCCAAACCCCCGCUGCCCUUGAGAGGUGCAUCUUCUGCCCAGCAGACGAUGGGGUGCACCUGACUCUGAAACCAAAGUACUAUCUGCAUCUCUAUAUGAGCCAAACACCCAGUGGAGCUGCGGAGAAUUUCCAAACCAGGUUGUCACCACCAAAGCCAGCUGCUGGACUUCAUGUUAACAUUAAAGGGGAGCUCAGGCCUGUCCCCUACUGCCGCCCCAGUGUACUGUCUUCCUACGUCUACUGUGUCUCUGGCAGUGAUAAACUGACCCGCUGGAGCGUUUUGGGUAUCCAGGGUGCCCUCCUCAGCCACAUCCUCCUCCCUGUGUACAUCACCAGCAUUGUCGUAGCUGAUCCUUACCAAGACCCUACCACCCUCAAUUGGGUCAUCAAUGAUCGUCUGAAGCUGGGACCAGGGGACAAGUUACCAGAAUCCUAUAACCAAAAGCAGGUGUACCUCUUUGACGGCCCCCGCAUAGCCCCCAUUGAGACACCUCCAGACUGUUGCUCCUGGAGCCUUAACUGGUGCGGUGGAGAUGAGAUGCUAGAACUUGUGAAUGCGACCGUCGGGAAGGCAGUCCGGGACAUUACAGACCCAGGAGACCAGUAUCGUCCUUGUCGGCUUUGCAAGGCUGCCAUGCUGAAGUCAUUCAGGAAGGUAGCACAUGAGAUGAAGAGGGAAGACCUGGUGUUGCUGCCCACGUACCACGAAGCCAAAGUUCAAGCUGAAGCCUACCAGAGUGCCAAGCGCCAGGUGUAUGACCAGCUGAGCUUGCAGGAUUAUGGCAAGUGGCCCCAAAAGCAGUUGGUGGACAUCUUUGCCAACUAGAAUUGGGAAGCACCCAAACCAAAACCAAACAUUGCCUAUUUUGCUAACAAGAGUUUACUGUUACAUCCAAAUGUGUACAGAGGCAAAGGAGAAAUGUACAGGCCCUGGUUUUCUGUUUUGACUGGUUAAAGAUUAAUUUUGAUUUAUUAGAAAAAGAGUUGGCUUGUUCUGUGUUUCUAUGGAAAUGUUCGCUGCCUUUGCAGUGUAUUCUUGUUAAAGACAUGUUUGCUGGUUGUUCAAACUGAGAUGAUAUUUGUGCUAUGUGAAUGUAUAUCCCAUUCAGAAUGGAACAUGGCGCAAUGACCUCUCCUCUUUUUGUCUCCCUGUGAACUUAGAAUCCCUUGAUUUAAAUAAAAGUCUUCAUUUUAAGCCUAA
Molecule: messenger RNA, 2187 nt
Organism: Sceloporus undulatus (fence lizard)
Lineage: Eukaryota; Metazoa; Chordata; Lepidosauria; Squamata; Phrynosomatidae
Gene: ADAD2
Product: adenosine deaminase domain containing 2
Exons: 11
Coding region: 268-1812 (514 amino acids)
Biological process (GO): adenosine to inosine editing; RNA processing
Cellular component (GO): nucleolus; cytoplasm
Molecular function (GO): tRNA-specific adenosine deaminase activity; double-stranded RNA adenosine deaminase activity; double-stranded RNA binding
Source: RefSeq, a predicted model, not a curated record